UGGUGGAAGGGGAAGGCCGGGGCACCCGGAGCCUGGACGGGGCAGCCCCUCCCCCGACGCCCUUCCGGGGUCGCAGCUAGCCCCUUUCCCUGCCUGAGCCUCAGUUUCCCCUGGAGAAGCGGGGACAAGGAGAGCAGGCACUCGGAGAGUCGGUGUCAGGGUUCAGUAAAAUGCUCAGGUCAGAGCCGGGCACAGAGCAGUGCCCGCUGCAUGGGAGUCGCUAUCUUAUUUCACCUUGGAUCCAGCCCCAGUUACGGUCGACACAGGUGCCGCUCAGAAGAGAGCUCGCCAGCCAAGAGCCCUUGGAGCCAAGGAGGCACUGCUGCUGAGUUUGGUGCCUGAGCUGAGUCGGUUGGUGACAGCAUGACGAGUGAGGUGAUCGAAGAUGAGAAACAGUUCUAUUCGAAGGCUAAGACGUACUGGAAGGAAGUCCCGCCCACCGUGGACGGCAUGCUCGGGGGGUAUGGCCACAUCUCCAGCAUCGACAUCAGCAGCUCCCGGAAGUUCCUGCAGAGGUUUUUGAGGGAAGGCCCAAACAAGACGGGGACCUCCUGUGCCUUGGACUGCGGAGCCGGCAUAGGCCGGAUCACCAAGCGGCUGCUCCUGCCGCUCUUUGGAGUGGUGGAUAUGGUGGACGUGACCGAAGACUUUCUGAUUAAAGCCAAGACCUACCUGGGGGAGGAGGGCAAGAGGGUGAGGAACUACUUCUGCUGCGGCCUCCAGGACUUCAGCCCCGAGCCUAAUUCCUACGACGUCAUCUGGAUCCAGUGGGUGAUAGGUCACCUGACUGAUCAGCACCUGGCCGAGUUCCUGCGGCGCUGCAAGCAGGGCCUGCGCCCCAACGGCAUCAUUGUCAUCAAAGACAACAUGGCCCAGGAGGGCGUGAUCCUGGAUGACGUGGACAGCAGCGUGUGCCGGGGCCUCGAGGUGGUCCACAGGAUCGUCCGCAGCGCGGGCCUCAGCCUGCUAGCCCAGGAGCGCCAGGAGAACCUUCCCGACGAGAUCUAUCACGUGUACAGCUUAGCCCUGAGAUGAGCAGGGACCGGCAGGAGUAAGGGACCAGCGCCGCGCAGGGUGGGGGGGCUGGCAGCGGGGCAAGACCCGGAGGCUCCGUGACGAUGGCUCGGGGACGCGGAGCAAGACCUCGAAAUACACCUGUCUGCCGCCGCUCACUGGACUCUUUUUCAGAAGGCCUGACGGGGACCCGGCGGGGAAGGGUGUGGCCCACGCGGAGCGGAGAGGCUGGGGCCCGGCUCUGCUGCCCUGGCAGGCAGGGACCGCGGUACAGACCUGUGUGACUCCAGGGCCCCUGGCGAGUCCCCGGAUGCCCCUUCCGGCCCCAGGCCUGGGUGCCUUAAGAGAACUCUUGGCCGUUGAGGACUUUUUCCCGGGGUGGGGAGGGAGGGGGGAGGGGAGGGGGACGAGGGAGGGGCUGGGCAGCGGAGCCGCGGCCGGCCAUCUGCACCCUCCCUGCCUGAGCCUUUGCGGUGCCUCCUGCAGCCGCUGGGACGUUCACGUUCUAAGUUCUGUUUGGCGAUUGAGCCCCGGUGUCCCUAACGUGAGCGUCACAACAGCCUACGGCAAGGGGAGUCCGUAGCCUCACUCUGGGCGGUGCCUCGCGGCUUCUCGGUGAACGUUCGCCGAAGUCACAAAAUAAAAGGGUGAAUCCCGUAUUGGAAAGGUCCUA
Messenger RNA from Felis catus (domestic cat), 1687 nucleotides. It is a transcript of the gene NTMT1, whose product is annotated as N-terminal Xaa-Pro-Lys N-methyltransferase 1. Gene Ontology annotation, cellular component: cytoplasm. Lineage: Eukaryota; Metazoa; Chordata; Mammalia; Carnivora; Felidae. The record is from RefSeq and is a predicted model, not a curated record. The coding region runs from base 364 to 1035 and encodes 223 amino acids. Gene Ontology annotation, molecular function: N-terminal protein N-methyltransferase activity. The transcript is spliced from 4 exons.